This is a messenger RNA of Cinara cedri, 183 nucleotides long. The record is from the annotation of a GenBank genome assembly. Lineage: Eukaryota; Metazoa; Arthropoda; Insecta; Hemiptera; Aphididae.
AUGGAAAUUUCAACAACUAAAGAUGCAGCAAUGAAUGAGAAAAGUGACUGGAGAAAAGAAGAUGGCGUCGAUCUAAAGUACCACAGAAAAACCAAUGGAAACGGUCAAUUCAAGCGGAAUUUCAAUGUGCUUAAGGAAUCAAAGUCAAAGUAUGAAGUUUGUGGCUGUUCCAAUCACGUUUAA